UCUCUCUCGCUCUCGCUGUGUGUCUGCGAGUGUGUCGGUUUCGGGUUCAGUCGCCAUUUAGCGCGGACAGUUCCCCCCCCCCACCCUAGGCCGGGAGAGGCGGCAGUAAGUGGCCCAUCCCCCACGUCCCCUCAGGAGCGGCGGAGAGGGAAAGACACAGACAAGACCGGAGCCGGCUCCCCUUUAUCGAUUUCUCCUCGUCGCUGGUCCCUCCCUCCCUCCCUCUCAUCCCAGUCAGUCUCGGCGCGUGAGGGGGAGGCGGCCUCCACCUCCUCCGCCUCAGAGUGAGCGCGCGAGAGCGAGCGAAGUGGGGGAGCCCCGGCUUGGCGUGAGGGGAAGAGACGCGGGGGGGGAAAGGGGGCUGGCUGGAUUUCGUCGCCGUCGACGAGCGCAGCAGCAGCAACAGCCGCCGCCACGACGGCGAGGAGGAGCCCUCAGCGAGGACUGGCUGACUGACUCGACUCAGGCAAGAAGAGCUGAAAGGAGAGAGGGCGAGGAGGAGCCCUCAGCGAGGACUGGCUGACUGACUCGACUCAGGCAAGGAGAGCUGAGGGGAGAGAGGGCGAGGACUGGCUGACUGAGGGGAGAGGGGGGGAGCGCGCGCGCUCGCGCAGCCCCGCCAGGCCUGCCCCAGCCUUGCCCCCCAUCCCCAGUCCCGCCCGCCUGCCUGGCCUCCUCCCUCCCCAUCUCUCCUCCCUUUCCCCGCAUCUUCGCUCCAUGUCGGCCCCGCUGCCCGGCCCCUCGCCGUCACCGCAGGAUGGAUGCGGACACUGACCUGGGAGCCACCCCGCCGCCGGCCCAGCCCGCUCGACUGCAGCAGUUGCUGCUGCCGCCACCGCAACCCGGGCGGCAUCCUCUUUCCUUCCUCCUCCUGGCCGUGAGGGGCCUCCGGGAGCCUCCUUUGCAGCACCAGCUGCCGCCGCAGCUCCCCGCCGCCGCCGCGCAUUGACUGCCUCGAGUCCGCCUCGCUGCAGGGACUGCUUCUGCCGCGCCUUCGCCUGCUGCUUUUCGGCACCAUGUCGGGGGAGAACAGCGGCGCUGCGGCGGCGGCGACCACCACCUCCACGCCUCGCUUCCUGGCUCCUCCGCCGCCCCCGCCCAAGAACGGCUCCAGCUCGGACAGCUCCGUGGGCGAGAAGCUGGGGGUGGCUGCGGCUGCUGCAGCCGCCGCCGCUGCGGAUCCUGAAGGCUCGGAAGGCGGCGGGGCCCGCCACGAGGACUACCUUCGGCGCCGCCACACCAUGGACAAGGACAGCCGCGGGGCGGCCGCCACCGAGCACCGCUUCUUCCGCCGGAGCGUCAUUUGUGACUCCAAUGCCACCGCUCUGGAUCUGCCCAGGCUGCAGCCCGCGGCGCCUCCUGCCGCUGCGACCGGCCGAGGGAGCAUCCCGCCGGUGCUGGGCUCGCCUCCGGAGUCUGUCAUCCAGGCGACGUGCGCCUCCGGCACCUCCAGCCAAGCCCCCACGCUGCUCCUGCAGCAGCAGCCGCCGCCUCUGCCUGCGCCUGCAGAGGGGCAGGCUGGUCAAGAGCCCCUGGUAGCGAAGGACGUUGCCCCACUGCUGGCUAAGGAGGAGGGCUUGGAGGCCACCCCACUGCCCCCUACCAGCACAGCGGGGAGCACUGUUACUUCUGCCCGGGAUCUACAAGAAGAACGGAGUCGGCAGCAGGAGGAUAUUGAGGAGCUGGAGACCAAAGCUGUGGCCUUUUCCACCGAUGGUCGCUUUCUUAAGUUUGAUAUCGAGAUUGGCAGAGGCUCCUUCAAAACUGUCUACAAGGGACUGGACACGGAAACCACUGUGGAAGUCGCUUGGUGUGAGCUGCAGGAUCGGAAGUUGUCCAAAUCUGAACGGCAGAGAUUUAAAGAGGAAGCUGAAAUGCUGAAAGGGCUUCAGCAUCCUAAUAUUGUACGGUUUUAUGAUUCCUGGGAAUCAACGGUGAAGGGAAAGAAGUGUAUUGUUCUGGUUACAGAGCUUAUGACAUCUGGCACUCUGAAAACAUACUUAAAAAGGUUCAAGGUGAUGAAAAUUAAAGUGCUACGAAGCUGGUGUCGGCAAAUACUGAAGGGUUUACAGUUCCUGCACACGCGUACGCCUCCCAUUAUCCAUCGUGACCUGAAGUGUGACAACAUCUUUAUCACUGGCCCUACGGGAUCUGUCAAGAUAGGAGACUUGGGUCUGGCUACCUUGAAGCGAGCUUCUUUUGCAAAGAGUGUAAUAGGUACCCCAGAGUUCAUGGCACCCGAGAUGUAUGAGGAGAAAUACGAUGAAUCCGUUGAUGUAUAUGCUUUUGGAAUGUGUAUGCUUGAGAUGGCUACGUCUGAGUAUCCUUAUUCUGAGUGCCAAAAUGCUGCGCAGAUCUACCGUCGAGUGACCAGCGGAGUCAAGCCAGCUAGUUUUGAUAAAGUAGCAAUUCCUGAAGUAAAAGAAAUAAUUGAGGGAUGCAUCCGUCAGAACAAAGAUGAAAGAUAUGCUAUCAAGGACCUUUUGAAUCAUGCAUUCUUCCAGGAAGAAACUGGUGUGCGGGUAGAGCUGGCAGAGGAAGAUGAUGGAGAGAAAAUUGCCAUCAAGCUCUGGUUACGAAUUGAAGACAUUAAAAAACUUAAGGGAAAAUACAAAGACAAUGAAGCGAUAGAGUUUUCUUUUGACUUGGAAAGAGAUGUCCCAGAGGACGUGGCACAGGAAAUGGUUGAGUCUGGGUAUGUCUGCGAAGGGGAUCACAAGACAAUGGCCAAGGCCAUAAAGGACAGAGUUUCCUUAAUCAAACGGAAAAGGGAGCAGCGUCAGCUGGUGAGAGAAGAACAGGAGAAAAGAAAGCAAGAAGAAGUCAAUCAGAAGCAGCAGAUAGAACAGCAAUUACAAGCAGGUGCUACCCAGCAAGGGGCAAAGCAUGCUGCUCCUGCCACUGGUACCACUGCCAUCCCCACUACUUCAGCUUCAGUUUCUACACAAGUAGAGCCUGAGGAACCAGAGGCCGAUCAGCAUCAACAGCAGCAAUACCAGCAGCCCAGCACAUCAGUGCUCUCUGAUGGGACUAUUGACAGUGGUCAGGGAUCAUCUCUUUUUACUGAAUCAUGUGUGAGUAGCCAGCAGACUGCUUCCUAUGGUUCCCAGCAUGAACAGCCUAUCCCAACAGUUCCAGCCCCAGGGUAUACGGUUCCUAUUGGCCAGCCUCAGUCGCAACAGCCUGGAGGAUAUCAGACAUCUGCAGGGCCUCACUCCAUGGUGCAUCCGUGUGGGGGAACCCCAACAUUCCCAGAUUCCCAGGUAUUUUUUCCAACCGUUCAUGAACGGCCAGUGUCCUUCUCACCACCACCCAUCUGCCCUUCGAGGGUGGCCUUUUCUCAGCGGCGCAAGAGCACUUCCAUCCUUGAAGCCCAAACGUGCCACUUCCAGCCAUUGCUCAAGACUGGUCAAAGUUUGCUUCUCCCAGGCAGUAGUCCAACUGCUUGGACGCCAGAAGCGCUAGUGACUAUGAGCACUACAGCUUACAAAGCCACAGGAGAGCAUAUUCAGGCUAACCCUGUAUAUGAGGCGGCUCAAGUGUUUGGCGAUUACAGGUCUGGACAAGCACCUUCUGACGAUGCUAAAAACAUGUUGACUCAAGAGGCUGUGUAUCUGAUGGGUGUGCGUUAUCAGCCCCAGUUGCCUGAACACUAUGAUACUGUAUCCCAUAAUUCCCAUGGGGCUGAGCAACACUUGCAGCAGGCGCCUGAACAGAGAAAUGUGCACGGUGGCCCUCUUCAGGGUUCUGCAUUUGAGUAUCCAACAGGGCAGACUUUUCAGGCAAGACAAAUCCAGAACUUGAGGCUGGAUUCUGGAAUGAAUCCGCUGUCACCAUUGUCUAGCAUGUCAGCCCCACUGAGUGCGGAUCCCACACAGAUGAGUUUUCACCCGGUGUUUGUACCGCAUUCUGCACCUGCUGUGCUCACUCAAAGUGGUGAUGGCAGAACAAGCUGUGUGUUUAAGUUCCAUGUUCAAGCAUCCAGUGCAUCUCCGGGAGAAGGUGCAGCCAUGCCACAGCGUGUUUAUAGAAAUCGUCGAGGCUCCGCAGAUUGUAAUCAGGAGGAGUCUCCUCAAACGACUGUACAGCCUGUUCGCCUUCAGCCUGUAACAGAAGAGCAGUGUAACUUCCUGGGCUCUGAGUUCAUGGUGCCUAGAGGCACUUCUGUUCUACAGAUCUGGCCAGAAGGCAGCCCAGGAUACUCCAGUGACUCCUCACAGUUGACUUCCUCAGACACUGGUGACUUUCUGUCUCCUCCUCCCACUGGGGCAUCUGCAUCAUAUAUUUCAGAUUUGUCUCUGCCUGCUUCCCAGCUGGCUCAGAAGGUAUUUCAAGAUUCGCAGGUCUUCAUCCAUUUCCCACAGGGAACUUCAUCUCAACAGGCUUUCUCGACACUGGUUUCUUCAGGACCGUCUACACUCUAUUCUCAGACACAGCUGCCAGGGCAGCCAGCCUCAAGUGGUUCAUCGGUAGGCACAUCUUCGCAGCUUAUGCAUCAAGGCCAGCAGAGCUCUCUGCAGCCAGCCUCUUCCCAGCAGACUGGGCAGUAUCAAGUUCAGCAGCCAUCUAUUUCUAGUGGAGCUACACCACCCCAGCCGGUUACACAAACAGCACAAAUUAUGCCUAUGCCUCACGUAGCAGCUGGGACACAGCUUCCUGUUUCCCAGCAAAUGCCGAUCCUCCAAGGUGAACCACAGUUACCUGUUUCAGCUCCUACACUUCCUCAGCCUUCAGCUGCCCCAGUUAUGCCCAUUGGGUCUCAUUAUCUCCCUAUGGGGCAGCCCCUACAAGCCCCCCUUCUUCCGCAGUUCUCAGUGUCUCAGCUGCCCAUAGCAGCACCUCAUGUCUCAGUGGCUCAGCCUGGCUUCCCAUCUCUACCCAUCUCUAUGGCAGCUGGUAUAAACCAGCCGUUGCUCACUCUGGCCACAUCUGCAGCUGCAGCUGCUAUUCCUGUGGGAUCAACUGUUGUCCCUAGCCAGAUUCCACCUCUCCUUCAGCCUGUGGCUCAGCUGUCCAGCCAGGGUCUCCCACAACUUCUGCAGCCAGCUGUUCAGUCCAUGGGAUUGCCAGCAACUCUUGGACAAUCUGAAGUACCACUUCCAGCUACCGAUGCUGUGUACCAGGGCUUCUCACCUCGGCUACCAGCGCAGUAUGCAGGAGAUUCAAACAUUGCUCCCUCUUCUGUGGCCUCUGCUUGCCUCCCUUCUGCAGUACUGUCCCCUCCCUUACCCACAGAUGCAUUGCCUCAGCCAGGCUAUCUUGCUGCAGUAGUGCAGCCUUAUGUGGAACAGAAUUUAGUUCCUUUGGGCGGUCUAGGAGGACAGGUUCAAGUGCCACAGCCUGUUGCCUGUUUAGCCCAGCAGGUUUCCUCUGCAUCCUCGCAGCAAUCAGCACUAGAGAGUACAUCUGGAGUAUCUCAGGCUACACCCUCUGAGCCUCAGCCACCAGUUCAGCAACAGCCUUCACAGCCAGCUCCAUUGGUUUCCUCAAUAGACAGUGCACAUUCAGAUGUUGCUUCAGGCCUAAGUGACUGCAACGAGAGUGUUCCUACCUCUGGUGGAAGACACGAAGGGAGGACUACAAAGCGGCAUUAUCGGAAGUCGGUACGCAGCCGCUCUCGCCAUGAGAAGACUACACGUCCGAAACUGAGAAUUCUCAAUGUCUCAAACAAAGGCGAUCGGGUUGUGGAAUGCCAGCUAGAGACGCACAAUAGAAAAAUGGUUACUUUCAAAUUUGACUUAGAUGGAGACAACCCAGAGGAAAUAGCCUAUAUCAUGGUGCAAAAUGAAUUUAUUUUGGCAACCGAGAGAGACUCGUUCAUUGAGCAGGUGCGUGAUAUCAUAGAAAAAGCGGACGAAAUGCUCAGCGAGGAUGCCAGUGGGGAGCCAGAAGGUGAUCAAAGCAUGGAUGGUAUGCAAAGCCAGAAACUGGAUGGAGACUUCAAACAGCCAGAUCCUGCGUCUUCUAUGCCACAAAGAAUAGGUGUUCCUCCUAGCUCAUUGACUCAGGUUGUCCAUUCUGCUGGAAGACGGUUUAUUGUCAGUCCUGUUCCAGAGAGUAGGUUACGAGAACAGAAAUUUUUCACUUCCAUUCCAUCGGAAAAUGAACUUCCUGAUAUUGGUGUUGCUUCUCCAUCUCAUGGCCCUGGAAUGAAUCUCUCCCACUCUGCAUCCUCUCUCAGCCUGCAGCAAGCAUUCUCAGAGCUGAAGCAUGGGCCAGUAACAGAAGGACCAAGUACUGCACCCCCGGUUUUUAAUCAGGCCCUACCAUCUUUUCCAUCUACAAGUGAGAUUGGGCCACUGCCAUCAGCAUCAGUCCCUGCUCCUUCGGUGUCACUUCCUUCCACCACUACUGUUUCUUUACCAGCAACUCAGUCUGUUAGCACACAGCCCAUAGAAACACUGACUGCUGGGCUUCCAGCAAGUACAGAACUAUCUGGUUCCAGCUCUCCACCACCAGUGUUGCAGUCUGGGCCACAGAUAGUCAGCGGAGUGGCUUCUAGUAUCAGCACACCUUCUUUUUCAUCAGCAGCAUCCCAGGUAGCUUCUGCCACUGGAGAAGUUGCCCCUAGCAUUAGUACCCCUGCUUCUCUAACAUUGCCACAAGCAGGAACCACAGGGUCUAGUGUUGCUAUAUCAGGAACCAUGACACUGCCUGUGACAUGUCAGCAGGUUAGUAGUGUGUUUCCAGCAGCAUCCCAAACAUCUGCACCUGUGUCUUUGGCACAGAGCGUGGUUUCUUCACAAUUGAGCACUAGUAGCUCUGUCCCUAGCCUGGCUGAAAUGGUGGCUGUAAGCGUACUGCACCCAAAAUCAGAGAGUGAACAGUUAUCAGACAAGCUGCAGCUGGGCAGCACAGGUGGGACGGCGUUGCCUAUUUCUGUACCUUUACCUUCUGCAAUAGCAUCAAGUAUGUCCGGCUCUGUGCCUCAGUCUGCUGGGGGACAUCCAGUGCCUAUCCCACUGGUAGUUACCUCAUCUAUCCUAGCCCCAGUAGCAGGUGCAGUCUCUACUCCAGUAUUACCCCAGGUUCCUUUACCUGGCAUCCUGCCGCAGGCACAGCCAGUAGCUAAUGUUCCUGUAGUGCAGCAGACAUUAGUACAUAGUCAUCCUCAACCAGCUCCAUUACCCAAUCAGCCUCAUAUUCACUGUCUGGAAGCAGAUGCUGACUCUCAACCCAAAGCACCUGGCAUAGAUGACAUUAAAACCCUGGAGGAAAAAUUGCGAUCGCUCUUCAGUGAACAUAGUGCUGCUGGAGCAGCACAUUCAUCAGUGCCCCUGGACACAUCGUUACCCGUGGAGACGACAGUCAUGCCUGGCUUGCCGACAACUGCUGUUGCGCCCACGAAACCUGUGGCUCCUAUUGCAAGCGCUAGUGUGCCACCAGCCACCUUGUUACUUGGCCCAGCAGGUUUGCCUGUCAUGACGCCUGUUGCUACACCCGUUCAGGCAGGCACUCCAAUCAGCUGUGUCCCAGCAGCAUGUGUCACUGCACCAGGAACAACGAAACCAGGGACUCCUCCUUCAAAGGUUCCUCUUAGCAGGGUACCGGCUCCAGUAGGUUCUGAACUUCCAGCUGGCACUCCACCCAGUGAGCAGCUGCCACCUUUUCCGGGACCUUCACUAACUCAGUCCCAGCAACCUCUGGAAGACUUGGAUGCUCAGUUGAGGAGAGCUCUGAGUCCAGAGACUGUCCCAACAACAUCGGCUACUACCUGUCCUCUGCCAUCAGUGGCUUCCACAACUGUUACUGGAGUGGCGAGCACACUAGAACAGCCUUCGAAUACUGAUUCUCAGGGUGCAGAAAGUUGUGCCACUACUACUGCCUCAGGGGUUGCAGUUCUUAAGAUGGGUCGCUUUCAGGUGUCAGUGGCUGUGGAUGAUCAGAGAGAUGGUGGAAGUAAGCCCAAGCACUUUGACACAACCACCUCUGGAUCAUCUUCUUUGUCCAGCAGUAGCCCAGAGAGUACUCUGGUGAAGUCAGACCCCAGUGGAACAGCUGAGGCCAUGGCGGCUACCUCAGAUGUGGUGGAUGGAGUCUUUUUGCAAGCUUCCACUACACAACUGCAGCCAACCAAGGUUGGGCGUUUCCAGGUGACAACAACAACUGACCAAGUGGGUCGUUUUUCCGUAUCAAGAACCCAAGAUGAGAUGACCUCCAUGGAGAGAGAUGUCCCUGGAAUAGUCCCUUUGUCUGCAGAGUCAGAGCAAGUUUCUUCUCCACUCACAACUCCUAAAUCAGAGCUUGCAGGGAGAAGACUUUCCCUGCAUCUGAAUGGACCAUCAUCUGAGUUGGAGGCUGCCUUCCUGAGUGGGGUGACUAAAGAAAUGGAUGAAGGCUCAGGCAGCCCAGACUCACUCCAUCCUCCUGGGUCCAAGAUCAGUCUUCCAGCACAGAGCCUUAGCAAUUCAUUCAAUUCCUCCUACAUGAGCAGUGAUAAUGAGUCAGACAUAGAAGAUGAAGACUUGAAGUGUGAGCUGCGCCGAUUGCGUGAGAAGCACCUUAAAGAGAUUCAGGAGCUUCAAAGUCGGCAGAAGUUGGAGAUUGAACUGCUUUAUACAAAAUUGGGGAAGGUGCCUCCAGCUGUCAUUAUCCCUCCGGCUGCUCCUCUGUCAGGAAGGCGGAGAAGACCGACUAAAGGAAAAAGCAGCAAAUCCAGCCGCAGCAGUUCCCAGGGUAACAAGAGCCCUCAGAUUUUGGGCAACUUGUCUGCUCAGAGUGCACCUUCAGUCUUGCCCCCACAACAGACCUUGCACCCUCCUGGCAGUGCCCCAGAGACAGGACAGAAUCAUCUGUUACAGCCCCUUAAACCAUCGCCUUCUAGUGAGAACCUCUACUCUGCCUUUACCAGUGAUGGUGCCAUUUCCAUACCAAGCCUUUCUGCGCCAGGCCAAGGCUGUGUGAAGUUUAACUGUGCAUCUGAGCGGGUGACAUUCAAGCCUGGUGGCAGGAGGACCCGAUUUCUGAGUACGCCCUGCUUGGCUCUUUGGAAGAUGGUGAAAAAAGUCUGCCCUUGCAACCAGCUCUGUAGGACCAGCAGCACUAAUACAGUGGGAGGUACAGUGAACAGCCAGGCACCUCAGUCUCAGCCGCCUGCCUCUAGCCGGAAGGGGACCUUUACAGAUGACUUGCACAAGCUAGUGGACAACUGGGCUCGUGACGCCAUGAACCUCUCUGGCAAGAAAAGCAGCAAGGGUCAUAAUAAUUAUGAGGGCCCGGGAAUGGCGAGGAAAUUCUCUGCACCAAGCCAGCUCUGCAUCUCGAUGACAUCCUCUCUUGGUGCUACACCCAUCUCUGCAGCGUCAGCUACCUCCCUAGGUCACUUCACAAAGGCCAUGUGCCCCCCUCAGCCGUACGGUUUCCCAACAGUGCCCUUUGUAGCUCCCUGGAGUGGGACAGGUGGUCCAGCACCGCAGCCUAUAGGCCAAUUUCAGCCUGUUGGAGCUGCCUCAUUGCAAAGCUUCAACAUCAGCAACUUGCAGAAAUCUAUCAGCAACCCCCCAGGCUCUAAUCUGCGGACCACUUAAUGAGACCCAGACACGCUGCUGGGUAGAACUUGGGGGGAGAUGGGGCCCUGAACCAACAAGUAGGCUGCAAUGAACUGGCUAUUAGUGCCCAAAGGGGGAUGAAUUCCUACUCUAACCAUUGCUCUUUGCUCUCAGUAAGAAAAGCCCCCCAUUCUGAAGAUGGGGAGAAGGGUGAUCAGGAUCUUCCAUGACGGGACAUGCUUCCUCUUGUUCUUGUAUGUGGCAAAGUAUGUAACGAUGGAAGUCACCAAGCAAACCAGUGGCCUCUUGUAAAGCUCCUUGGGUUUAAGAGGCUGAAUCCACAGUGGGUUGAGAGGAGAGAAUUGCUGUUUGUUCUAGCAUGAAUCUUUAGUAUGCUGUUUGUCUUGCUCUGAGGAAUCAAGCUUAGGGAAAAGCUAUCCAUGUUUCCAUCUUGUCUCUCCCUUCCCGCAAACCAUCACACCAGAGUUCCUGAGAUGAUGGGGCACAGAGGUGGACUUGCAGAACAGCCCAUGCUUUGAGAUAGGUCAUUACUGCUUUAAAGUUAAAAGAUUUUAACAGCUUUGACUGCAGCAUUAGAGCAAUUUAAAAUUGUUUAGAAGAUAAAUUUUUUAAAAGUUCCCUGCGGACAUGUACUUACCAUCAGUUUUGAUGUGGAAACACUGUGAUAUAUAAAUGUUGUUGGACAACAGUAGUUUAAAAAUGAGUGGAGUAUAGAGGGUUAAACAGUUAAAAGGAAAAAAAUGGGAAAAAAGCUAGCUAUAUCCUGAUACUUAUUGGAGACACUUUAACUUUUUUCCUUUGUAUUUUCAUUGUAUUAGAUAAAUGUGAAUGUAUAAUUGUAUAAAUUAAUGUACUUGAAUACUUGUCUGUUCUCCCAGUAUGCUUGCUGGAUAUUUUAGUGCCUUGGACUUUUAUUGCUUCUGCGGUUAGCAUCACCAUCCCAGCAGACUUUAGACAGGCAGAGAGAAAUGGAGGUUAUUUGGACAUAGUCACUGGAAUACCAAAGGGUUAACACAUUGGAUGCUUAUACUGUAAUAGUGUCUAGAGUAGGUGUUGGAUGGGGAGCUACUGCAGCUGUAUGUUGGAAGAGUAAAGUAUGGAGUGAAGGGGGAACAUGAGGUUGAUGACACAAUGGCUAUGUGGGUUUAAUGUGGGAAUGCUAAAAUGAAUAUGUGACCAGAGUAAAAGCUGGGCUGGAAUAAAACAGAGGGAACAGGGAGGAAGCGCUUUUUUUUUUUUUAAACCCGCAUGAAAGGGUCAGUUCCUGUGGGUGGUUUGCCUUUUAAGCUUGAUGUAGUAAAGGUUUUGCAGGUGGGGGAAAUAAGGUUGAUGUAAAAUGGUUGGAAUUAUAACUCUGGGAAGGGAGAGUGUCUGCUGGGAUUCCCCUCCCCCUUUAAUUCAGUCCACAAAAGCCAGGAGCAGAACUUCCUGGUACAAUAUCCAUUGCCAAUGAUGGAUACACUUGAAACAGCCAGCAUAAAAAAAAAUGCUCUGUCUUUAUAAUUUUGUUCCAUGUCUAAAGGACUUAAAACUGGUACCAGGACUGUAACUAACUGUUGCCUUCUAGUAGACGUACUGUAUCUCCUACUUGCCACUCGCCACCGCCUUUCUAACGUAAAAUACUGGUUCCCUAUUCAAACAAAAUACUGCAGCCAGCUAGUAUUACUCUCUGUUGCUGCAGCAGGCUGCAAAGGGUCAAAGUAGUUCUGCUUUGUACUUGGGAGCAGCUUUGCUGCUGGUCUGGAAGUCUACUAGGGAGGUUUUGAACUUCCUGAAGUUCCUCUGAGGUUGCAGGAGGGUUGUUCUUUCUGUACUUAGUUCACUCUUCCCUCAAACCACAUGCACAGGUUUUUCUUUCCUUUCACCUCGUUGACGUUUACAGUUGUGUUGUCACAAAGGGCAGGUUUGGGGCAUGUGGGCCAGAUAGCAAAAGAACGAAGUCUGGGGACUUGAGGAGAAAAAGCUUGGAGGGUGCGGGAAUGGGGCUUCCCGCAGAGGAAAUGAAAUGAAAAGCUUUGUGAAGGCACAAAAUGAGGUCGAUGUGCAGAAAGAACAAAGGAGCAAUAAGGAGAUACCACUUCACAGCAGAGGGACUGGUCAGCUGAGUGUUGCACAAGGGUGGUAUUUUGGUUUAAGGUGCUUGAGGUCGGGUUUUCACUUAGUUAUGCAAGAGCUGGUUCUAUUUACCAUUGAUUACCCUCCUGUGGAUGAAAAAACUGAGGUCUAGAGGAAUAAACUAAUGCUACUGAACUGUUAAAUUAUUUUGUGUUAAUAUUACACUUUGAGUACCUUUUUCCACAAGAUCUGUUUCUGAAUUACAGAUGUUUUCUUUACAUUAUUUAACAAUGUACACUGUAAAAAAAAAGAAAUAAAAUGAAUUCAAACCUUGGGCUUCCCUGGCCGUAGUUAAUGGUAUGUUUUGCACUAAAUCCAGGCAUUGCGCUUCCUGUAUGAUUGCGCUUUGUGCUGCAGUUUGUUACCUUCUUUGUAGAUAUUUAAUGAAAUCAUUCAAAUAAACCAAACCUGCUUUUGUU
Heteronotia binoei (common prickly gecko) is the source of this 12043-nucleotide messenger RNA. RefSeq names its product WNK lysine deficient protein kinase 1 (gene WNK1). Gene Ontology annotation, biological process: positive regulation of sodium ion transmembrane transporter activity; protein phosphorylation; monoatomic ion homeostasis. Bases 1017 to 9527 code for a protein of 2836 amino acids. The transcript is spliced from 31 exons. Gene Ontology annotation, cellular component: cytoplasm; cytosol. The record is from RefSeq and is a predicted model, not a curated record. Lineage: Eukaryota; Metazoa; Chordata; Lepidosauria; Squamata; Gekkonidae. Gene Ontology annotation, molecular function: ATP binding; chloride channel inhibitor activity; potassium channel inhibitor activity.